Messenger RNA from Phragmites australis (common reed), 980 nucleotides. RefSeq names its product vacuolar iron transporter 1. The record is from RefSeq and is a predicted model, not a curated record. Gene Ontology annotation, molecular function: iron ion transmembrane transporter activity; manganese ion transmembrane transporter activity. Gene Ontology annotation, biological process: intracellular manganese ion homeostasis. NCBI's taxonomy places the organism in Eukaryota, Viridiplantae, Streptophyta, Magnoliopsida, Poales, Poaceae. Gene Ontology annotation, cellular component: vacuolar membrane. Bases 99 to 839 code for a protein of 246 amino acids. The transcript is spliced from 4 exons.
UCAGAUACACACCAGGGUCCCAUCCCACGCGCGGACGCACCGUUCCACCCAAGACUCGAACAAGCCUGCAGGACCCGUCGUCGGCUGUAGCGGCGGCGAUGGACGGCGGCGGCGACGCGCGGGGGCAGCCGAUGCUGGGGAAGCGGCCGAGCCACCGGGAGCGGCACUUCACGGCGGGGGAGGUGGUGCGCGACGUCAUCAUGGGCGUGUCCGACGGCCUCACCGUGCCCUUCGCCCUCGCCGCGGGGCUCUCCGGCGCCAGCGCGCCCUCCUCGCUCGUCCUCACCGCCGGCCUCGCCGAGGUCGCCGCCGGCGCCAUCUCCAUGGGCCUCGGAGGGUACCUCGCGGCCCAGAGCGAGGCAGAUCAUUACAAGCGGGAGAUGAAGAGGGAGCAGGAGGAGAUCAUCGCCGUCCCAGACACCGAGGCUACUGAGAUUGGAGAGAUCAUGUCGCAGUACGGGCUCGAACCGCACGAAUAUGGCCCUGUUGUGGACGGACUCCGCAGGAACCCUCAAGCCUGGCUAGACUUCAUGAUGAGGUUUGAGCUGGGAUUGGAGAAACCAGAUCCGAAAAGAGCCCUGCAGAGCGCUUUCACUAUUGCGCUAUCUUACGUGAUCGGUGGAUUGGUCCCUCUCCUGCCCUACAUGUUCAUCUCCACAGCCCAGAAUGCCAUGCUCAUAUCUGUUGGAGUCACAUUGGUUGCACUACUUUUCUUUGGCUACAUCAAGGGUCGCUUUACUGGGAACCGCCCAUUCAUCAGCGCUGUCCAGACUGCUAUUAUUGGUGCUCUUGCUUCAGCCGCAGCAUACGGGAUAGCGAAGGCCGUUCAAGCUAGAUAGUUGUUGGAGGCCUCGAGCAUUUGGUAACCGAAGUUUCAGUAGGCUGCAAUAAAUUAAGCAAAGUUGUAAUUCUGCUCCUUCAAAACAUCUCAUUACGUUGUCCAAUUGCAGAUAAAGCUUAUCUACUCUACCUUUCGUUCA